ACAAAAUACUAAUAAUCAGUGGAAAUUUGGUUGUUCUGUCUUGUUUUGAGUGUCCUAUUUUCGUGUUGCCCUUGUAGGCUGUAGGUAUUCAUUUGGAUGGGGGGAAAAAUUUGUUAUUACAAUUGGUAAAGCGAAGACAUCAAAUUAUUUUGUUUACUCAAAACCAAGACAUAAAAAAAUGUGUUAUUAGAAUUGGUAAUGCCCCCAUUUCCAUGGCCCAAUUCUUGUUGUUCGACUACAUUUGUAGUUUCUAAAUUAUAAUUUAUAAAUACAUAUAUGGCAGUUGGUAUCUAUUGGUUGACUGAUUCAUUUAAGAGUUUGGCGUGUCAUAUUCAAAUAAGUGUGAAAAUACUCUAUUCUAUUUUAUAGCUCUUCAAUGGAAAUAACGACAACAACGGUGAUAUGUAUUGGUUCAAUUGUUCAUUUAAGAGUUAAAAUGAUAAUAAUGUUGGACCAUGCCAAACUUUAGAUGACGCAUGUUUGUUGAGAUAGAAUCACAUCAGAUCAGUAUUAUCUAUACUAAAGAUACACCUGUUUUACCUGUAAAGUGUAUUUGUAAAUUCUAAAAAUCACGAUUUUUACAAAAUAUUUGUUAGUAAGAAACAGCGGAUGGCUUCGUCUAUGUCCACUAGCACGUCAACAUGGCCACGACGAAUGUGUGCAUGCGGCUAUGGCCAUUGUUUUGUUAAGAUUUCCAGAUCCCACAAAAAUCCUGGUCGUGCAUAUUAUGUUUGUCCUCGGCCUGUGCAAUGUGUAAAUUGGAUUGGUUGGUGUGAUGAAUCAGGGAGACCGAGCCCCGACCAUGACUCAUCCCCAACCGAAGUGAUGCAGUUACGGGCUGACAUCGUGCAAAUUUUUAAUACCUUGCGUGUCAUUAAAACGAUUACUUCUGUGUUGUGCAUAACGGUUAUCAUAUUAUUACUACGUAUGUAAAACAUUGUAACAACAAGACAUGUGUACGGUGGAUGCUUGUCUAACUAGUAACUCAAGUAACAAAACUGGACUACUGUAAAUGCACCUUUCUAUUUUUAGCUAUGUCCUACGUUUCUCCUACAUUCAAGUUUAAUGUUGCAUAUCAUAUGUGCCUGUGAUAUGUUGUCUAUUUUCCGUUUCUAAUUUAUUUGUGUAAAAUGUGUACACUACCUUCUACUGUAAUUAGUUCAAUGGCGGCAACACGCUCCUCCCCUCGAACACCGUCCAAAAGUAAAGGUGUUGGACACUUGCCUACUGAAGGGUUGCCUGAUUACAUUGAUCUGUCACAUAAAGCAACUUGGGACAGCGUAUCAACCGAAAUUUUCUUAGAGUGUGUGCGGGAGCAAAUUUUAGCGGGACGUAGGCUAGGUACAACUAUCUCAGUUUCCGGGUAUAAGGAAAUUUGUGUCCAAUUUGCUAAGCGCACAGGCAGGCGGCAUGACGUGAAACAGUUCAAGAACAAGUACCUUGCUUUGAAGAAGGAGUGGCAGGCAUGGAAUAAAUUGAUGGACACCAGUAAGGGUGUAACUGGGAUUGGGUUCGACAGGUCAACCGGGUUGUUCACCGCGUCAGACGAGUGGUGGGAAAAUUUGAAAUCGACAAACAAGCUAGCUUAUAAAUUCAAGACAAAGCCAUUGGAACACGAAGAUUUGAUGCGGGAAGUUUUCACAGGUGCAACCGCGACUGGAAAACAUCAUUGGACCCCCGGCGAGCCUGUAGUGGACAUUGCUGACGGUGAAUCCGAUUCUGCAGACUCACCUGGGUUGCAGCCAUUUACUGCGCCAUAUGAACCGGUUGUGGACUCACCACCACCCUCCCCCAUUGUCCAGGUAGAUGAAGCGGAGCAAGGACCAAAGCGCAAGAGGGGGGCGAGUUCAAGUGGAAAGUCGAAGAAGCCGUCCACUGGCGCAUCAGUGCUUGCAAACAGUUUCAACCAUCUCUCCGAGGCCGUUCGUGCACAGAAGCACCUUACGAUCAGGCAUGGAACUGGUGCGUCUCAAAAGUAUGGCAUUGAGGCAUGCAUGCAGAGGAUUAUGGCUAUCCCCGACUUUCUCAGUACGCCUCUUUUCCACUUUGCCUGUAUUGCUUUGGAGAAUGCAGAUUACCGUGAGAUACUAAUGUGCAUGCCUGAUGAUGGUAAUGUGGUCGGUUGGCUUGCGGCAUUGAAGGCCUCCAAAGGACUGUGAGAACUGUGGUCUGUUGGUUUUUGGGAUAAUGGAAACAAUUGUGGGUGUGUGUGGACAUGACUUGUGCUGCUUUUUUUUUUAAAAUUUUUGCUUGUUGCUAGCUUCGCUUAUCAGG
This is a messenger RNA of Camellia sinensis, 2274 nucleotides long. Lineage: Eukaryota; Viridiplantae; Streptophyta; Magnoliopsida; Ericales; Theaceae. The record is from RefSeq and is a predicted model, not a curated record.